Molecule: messenger RNA, 3123 nt
Organism: Pteropus alecto (black flying fox)
Lineage: Eukaryota; Metazoa; Chordata; Mammalia; Chiroptera; Pteropodidae
Gene: TPCN2
Product: two pore segment channel 2
Exons: 23
Coding region: 1-2568 (855 amino acids)
Biological process (GO): transmembrane transport; monoatomic ion transport
Cellular component (GO): lysosomal membrane
Molecular function (GO): monoatomic ion channel activity; voltage-gated channel activity
Source: RefSeq, a predicted model, not a curated record
AUGCCGUUGGACGGAGGGUGGCCGGUGGUGCUGCCCCACCUUACAGUCGAGCUGACGACUGGGUGCCCAUUAACACCCCCAUCUUGCAGAGGGGGAGAUGGUUGCACAGGGAGUAAGCCAACACCCACAGUGGGGGUGGCUGAGAUUGGAACCCCCAGGUCUGGUUCCAGGCCUCCCUGUUCUGGGGCCGGGAACUGUGGGCCCAGAGCACCGAGAAGACCCUUACGUGCUCAGACCCUGCCCCACACGGCACGGCGGGCCGGGGUGGGGGUAGAGCUGCCCCAGGGCCAAAGGCCCAAAGGCGUCUUGUUCAGAGCCUGGGACAGAGCGAGGCCAAGCUCUCUCCUUGACCUCAGUUGUCCUGCAGGGGGUGAGCAUCGCGUGAACCCCUCCUCACCCAGUGUGUCCUCUCUGCCCGCAGAUGCUGCUGCCGGGUGGGAUCUGAGCUUCGACCAAGCCGUGGUCUUCAUUGAGGACGCGAUCCAGUACCGCUCCAUUAACCACCGCAUGGACGCCCGGUCGAUGUGGCUUUACCGGUGGUACUACUCGGACACGUGCCAGUGGAUUUUGAGCUUCGUCAUUUUCUUGAUCCUGGUUUUGGCUUUUAUUGAGACCCCUUCCUCGCUCACCAGCACCUCGGACGUCCGCUACCGCUCGCCCCCCUGGGACCCGCCCUGCGGCCUGACAGAGAGCAUCGAGGGGCUCUGCCUGCUGGUCUUCGUGGCCGACCUCUCGGUCAAGAGCUACCUGGUGGGAUGGGCCCAGUUCCAGAAGAGCCUCUGGCUGCUGGACUACCUCGUGGUGCUGGCCGUGUCCCUCGUGGAUUGGACGGUGUCGCUGAGUCUCGUCUGUCGGGAGCCCCUGCGCCUGCGGCGGCUCCUGCGGCCCUUCUUCCUGCUGCAGAACUCGUCCAUGAUGAAGAAGACGCUGAAAUGCAUCAGGUGGUCGCUGUGGGAAAUGGCCAGCGUCCUGCUGCUCCUGGUGCUCCACCUGUGUGUCUUCACCGUGUUCGGGGUGCUGCUCUUCACCGGGGAGAAGCAGGGCGACGGGCAGGACAAGGAGAGGCUGACCUACUUCCGCAGCCUGCCGGAGGCUCUGACGUCCCUGCUGGUGCUGCUGACCACCGCCAACAACCCCGACGUGAUGAUUCCUGCGUACUCCAAGAACCGGGCCUACGCCAUCUUCUUCAUAGUCUUCACCCUGAUAGGGAGCUUGUUUUUGAUGAACCUGCUGACAGCCAUCAUCUACAAUCAGUUCCGGGGCUACCUGGUGAAGUCUCUCCAGGCCUCACUGUUCCGGAAGCGGCUGGGGACUCGGGCUGCCUACGAAGUCCUCUGCACGCCGGCAGAGGGGGAGGCCCACCCUCGAGGAGUCGGGGUGAAGCCCCAGGACCUCGUGCAGGUACUUCAGAAAGUCCAGAUGGAUGGCACCCACAGAAAGGCCAUCGUGGAGAAGGUGCGUUCCUACGGCACUGGCCUGCUGUCAGCGGACGAGUUCCAGAACCUCUUCAACGAGCUAGACAGAAGAGUGACUAAAGAGCACCCGCCGCGGCCCGAGUACCGGUCUCCGUUCCUGCAGAGCGCCCAGUUCCUCUUCGGCCACCGCUGCUUCGACUACCUGGGGAACGCCGUCGUCCUUGCGAACCUCGUGUCCAUCUGCGUCUUCCUGGUGCGGGACGCAGACGUGCCGCCCCGUAACCGUGACGACUUCGUCCUCGGGAUUCUCAACUGCGUCUUCAUCCUGUACUACCUGGUGGAGAUGCUGCUCAAGGUGUUCGCGCUGGGCCUGCUGGGGUACCUGUCCUACCCUAGCAACGUAUUCGACGGGCUGCUCACCAUCAUCCUGCUGGUUUUGGAGCUCUCGACUCUGGCCACGUACCGGUUCCCACACCCAGGCUGGAAGCCGGCGGUGCACGGCCUGCUGUCGCUGUGGGACAUGGUCCGCCUGGCGAACAUGCUCAUCGCGUUCCGGUUCCUGCGCAUCGUCCCGGGCAUGAAGGUGCGUGCGCCGCCCGCCCGCGCCCCACCCCACAUGCUCCCGCGUCUGGGGCAGGGCGAGCCUGGGCAGGGAGGGGUCCAGACCCCAGCCCUGCAGGCAUCGGGGUGCCUCUGGGGGGCAUCAGAAGCCAGCUGUCCGACCCCCAGCCUAGCCCCUGACAACGGCUCAGCGCCCUGUGGGAGCUACGAGCAGCUGGAGUACUGGGCCAACAACUUCGAUGACUUUGCGGCCGCCCUGGUCACGCUGUGGAACGUGAUGGUGGUGAACAACUGGCAGGUGUUCCUGGAUGCCUACCGGCGCUACGCAGGCCCGUGGUCGAAGCUCUAUUUUGUGUUGUGGUGGCUGGUGUCGUCUGUCGUCUGGGUCAACCUGUUUCUGGCUCUGAUUCUGGAGAACUUCCUUCACAAGUGGGACCGCCGCAGUCAUCUGCAGUCCCUCCCCAGGGACCCGGACCCCGCCUAUGAGAUGACUGCUCUGGAGCUUUUGUUCAGGCAUGUCCUAGAGGAGCCGACGGAGGAGGAGCUGAUGGAGAAGCUGCAGCGUCACCCACACUUGCAGCUGUGCAGGUGACAUCCGGUGCGCCUUCCUGGCUGGGGCAGCAGGGAGGCAACGUGGCCUGGGGACCAGUCGCAGGAUGCCAGUCGUGGCCCGGAGGGAGAGACUUCCCUGCACAGACCCAGUCCGCCUCCCUGAGGCUGGGACAGAGCCAGGGCCCCGUGGGCUGCUGCCCGUGCUGCUGGGACCGCCACCACCAGCCUCCCUGCAGCGUCUUGAGACGGCCACCGGCGCUUCUGGUAGUGUCCGCGCCACGUCACGCCAUGUCAUGCCAUGUCAUGCUGCAUCAUGCCACGUCACGCCGUGUCACCCCACUUGUGUGAACAGCUUUUCCUUUUCUAAGCACAGAAAGAGGGUGACUGCGCAGGGACCUUUAGGGACGCUCUGCAGAGUGAGCGGUGGCGGUGCCUUCGCUGCUGGUGGCCGGGACCAGACCCCCACGGGGCCUGACGGGCGGCUGGCGGCUCCCUGGGGCGUUCCGUUUGGGAUCCCGGGGGUUUUACACGAAGUGAAUCUUGACUAUUUUAUUAUCGUAUGGCAUGUGGCCGGCCUGAAUAUGACUGGGUGUGU